Molecule: messenger RNA, 503 nt
Organism: Symbiodinium sp. CCMP2456
Lineage: Eukaryota; Dinophyceae; Suessiales; Symbiodiniaceae
Source: the annotation of a GenBank genome assembly
AUGGUACCAACUUUGCUGUUCCAAGCAGGACAGUUGCCCUUAGCUCCUGCUGCAGGUGUGAACCAAGAGCUGGCUUGGCAGAUGUUGCAGGCGCAAGAUGAGCAGAUUCGACAGCAGUCUGCUCAGAUUGCGCAGAUGACUGUUCUGCUCCAGCGAGCACUCGAAUUGGCAAACACCAACGCAAGAGCUGCAGCGGCACCUGUAGCGGGACCUGUUGUGAACACGUCUGGAAGCGGUGGAGAAGCAACAGUGACGACGACAGUUGACACUAGUGGGCCGAUGGAAGUGGACACUGGCUUGCGCUCGAGGUAUGCAGAAGAACUCAAUGAAGCAGAGCAGUCUUCUUUUGAGGUGAAGCAAGCUGCCUUGGUGACAGGGAAGGCGGCGAGAAGCACCAACUUGUGGUUCUUGCUGAAGCAGUCAAUGAGCAGAUUUCAGAGGGCUGUGGCGAUCGCUCGCUACGGCUGCGCCAGACUUGGACUGCUGGGCAUAGCCGAUCUUGA